Pipistrellus nathusii (Nathusius's pipistrelle) is the source of this 936-nucleotide messenger RNA. Lineage: Eukaryota; Metazoa; Chordata; Mammalia; Chiroptera; Vespertilionidae. The record is from the annotation of a GenBank genome assembly.
AUGAGAAGCUGCUUCUGCGUGAGACGGAGCCGGGACCCGCCGCCCCCGCGGGAAACAGACAAGUCCACCAUGCCGGAAGUCAGAGACCUGUCGGAAGCCUUGCCGGAGACGUCCAUGGACCCCAUCACCGGAGUGGGGGUGGUGGCCUCCCGGAACCGAGCCCCGACGGGCUACGACGUAGUGGCGCAGACGGCAGACGGCGUGGACGCUGACCUCUGGAAGGACGGCCUGUUCAAGUCCAAGGUCACCAGAUACCUGUGCUUCACCAGAUCGUUUUCCAAAGAAAACAGCCACUUAGGGAACGUGCUGGUGGACAUGAAGCUCAUCGACAUCAAGGACACGCUGCCCGUGGGCUUCAUCCCGAUCCAGGAGACGGUGGACACACAGGAAGUGGCCUUUAGGAAGAAGCGGCUGUGCAUCAAGUUUAUCCCGCGGGACUCCACGGAAGCAGCCAUCUGCGACAUCCGGAUCAUGGGCCGGACCAAGCAGGCGCCCCCUCAGUACACCUUCAUCGGGGAACUGAACAGCAUGGGCAUCUGGUACCGGAUGGGCCGAGUUCCAAGGAACCACGACUCAUCCCAGCCCACAACACCUUCCCAGUCGUCCGCCGCUUCCACCCCCGCCCCCAGCCUUCCCAGGCACAUCUCCCUGACGCUGCCGGCCACCUUCCGGGGCAGGAACAGCACGCGGGCGGACUACGAGUACCAGCACUCCAACCUGUACGCCAUCUCAGCAAUGGACGGUGUGCCCUUUAUGAUUUCAGAGAAGUUUUCCUGUGUUCCGGAAAGUAUGCAGCCCUUCGACCUGCUGGGGAUCACCAUCAAGUCUCUGGCGGAGAUCGAGAAAGAGUACGAGUACAGCUUCCGCACGGAGCAGAGCGCCGCCGCCCGGCUGCCGCCCAGCCCCACGCGCUGCCAGCAGACCCCCCCGUCCUGA